AUGAGACGGUCUGCAGCACCCAGUCAGUUGCAGGGGAAUCCCUUCAAAAAACCCAAAUUUAUACCACCUGGAAGAAGUAAUCCAAACCCGAAUGAAGAGAUUGUGAAGCUGAAUUCAGAUAGAAGACUAUCUGAGGGUGAUGCUACGAACAAUACUAUCCUUCAGUCACAAAAUAAUUCCAGAGUAAGCAGUUUAGAACUCCCUGCUGGAGAAAAUACUAGGAAAUUGGAUCAUGGGGAGCGGUACAGUGGACAGUCCUCUUUAGAAGCCUCUUCAAUGACAAUAGCAGAUGUACCUCGGACAGAGUCUCUGGAACAAGGCCAGUACAUGAGCUUACGUGUGGUGGCGGUGGAGUUGUGGGCUUUGUCUGUUUUGUUCUGA
This is a messenger RNA of Sorex fumeus (smoky shrew), 381 nucleotides long. RefSeq names its product DNA repair and recombination protein RAD54B-like. The record is from RefSeq and is a predicted model, not a curated record. NCBI's taxonomy places the organism in Eukaryota, Metazoa, Chordata, Mammalia, Eulipotyphla, Soricidae. Bases 1 to 381 code for a protein of 126 amino acids. The transcript has 4 exons.